Messenger RNA from Leptosia nina, 279 nucleotides. The record is from the annotation of a GenBank genome assembly. NCBI's taxonomy places the organism in Eukaryota, Metazoa, Arthropoda, Insecta, Lepidoptera, Pieridae.
AUGUUUUGGGCUAGAUGGAUACGAGAAUACCUUCCGCUUCUACAAUACCGGCGAGAGCCCCGCGGGAGCGGUAACAAUAUUAAAUUUAACGACGUUGUCCUUAUAAUGGAUAAUUGCAUGCCAAGGAACACGUGGGUGAGAGGUAUAGUAACGGCUACUUUUCCGGGACCAGAUGGUAUAAUCAGAGUGGUUGAUGUAAAAACUUCUGGUGGAACCUUACGGCGACCAGUGAAAAAAUUAGUCAUACUACCGACAGAACGAGCUUCCCUGCACUUCUAA